AUGGCCAACAACAACGAGGUACGUGAUGACGAUGAAAACAUUGAAAUUGUCACACCCGGAGCCCCCAAGGAAUCCCAAGAUAAGUCGGGCGAGGAGAAGAAAAAGGCUCCAAAUUAUACUGAACCGGAGGACUACGAGUUGUGUCGAGCCUGGGUUCAGGUCUCCGAAGACCCCGCCGUCGGGACAAAUCAAGAGGGGAGUACCUUUUGGCAACGCGUCUGGACAGUCUAUCGUGAAGCAGUACCUUCUCCAAAACGACCAGUAUCCAGCUUAAAGAAACGGUGGAGCAACAAUCUGCAGCCCGCUAUCAACAAAUUCCGUGGUAUUGUUCACCAAGUCGAGGGGUUCAACGAGAGUGGGGCAUCAGUAGAGGAUCAGCUCAACCGAGCCCUUCGGCUGUACACCCAAGACCAGGAGACACACUUCAAGCACCUCAGAUGCUACAAUCUACUUGUUAAGAGUCCGAAAUGGAACUCCUACUGCCGCGAUAGUAAUCAAAAGGAGACCGGGAAGAAAAAGCGAGCCCGAAGUCCUAGUAGCGAAGCACCUCAAUCACAACUUGCGUCCACACUGGCACCAUCCGAUCCCGUCUCUGACUUUGAAGGCACUGGGUCGACUCCAUCAAUGCUAGAGCGACCAAUUGGCAAAAAAAAGGCGAAGAUGAUCAACCAACUUGCUGCCAAAGAUCAAACCUGGAAAGACGAAGUUUCAGCGGCUCACAAACAGAUUGCCCUGGAAUCCAAACGACUAAACGAUAUCUUUGCCCACGAUUCAACCUCCAUCGAUCGCAUCUCGGGGAAUGGGACGACUGCUUCUGAGCUCGCCAUCAUGACUACAGAUCUUACAGGUCUUGAUGACGAGCAGAAGGAAUACUUUCGGCUUAAAAGGGCUUCUAUUCUCCAAUCGCUCCGUAAUCAACAGAACUCCAGUAACAACUAG
Puccinia graminis f. sp. tritici CRL 75-36-700-3 is the source of this 939-nucleotide messenger RNA. RefSeq lists its product as uncharacterized. Lineage: Eukaryota; Fungi; Basidiomycota; Pucciniomycetes; Pucciniales; Pucciniaceae. The transcript has 2 exons. The record is from RefSeq and is a predicted model, not a curated record. The coding region runs from base 1 to 939 and encodes 312 amino acids.